AAUGCGCGUGCCCUGCUUUUUAUUUCUGGCGAUUCCUGCAAAGAUUGUGGAAGCCUCCGAGGGGUUGAAAAUGAGCCCCCUCCAAGCGCGGGACUUGCGUACUUUGGGAGAAAGAGGGAAGCGAAAGAGACGCCGAGGGAUGAGGUUGAUUUCAGUGAUUCUUUUUAGCCUUGAAAUAACAGGACUUUAUAAACUUGGACAGUUUCCCUCUCAUCUCUGAACAAGCAGAAAGUUCCUGGCCUGUUGCAAGAAACUGUUAUUUCUCGCAACAAUUAAAGGGGCAAGAAAAAUGUUUUUUCCUGGAGUCCUUGCUUAAGCCACUUGUUCCUGUUAAGUUUAUUUGCAGGUAAUUUAGCUUUGGCAACACUUCCAGCAAGAAUGGCCAGUGGAACCACAGUUGUCGCCCCCUCUAAUGAAGCAAACAUAAUCCAAAUGGCCCCUGGAUUGCCCAGUGGUGCUCCUCAACAAGUCCAAGUAAAGGGUCCUUUGGAGAGAUUCUUCAAUGCUGAGCCCAAAGUACUUGGGGCUGUCCAAAUAUUGAUUGGGCUGAUCCAUAUUGGCUUUGGGGCUAUCCUGCUUAGUCUCUUUCCUUCCUACUAUUUUUCCAUCUCUGGAUUUGGAGGUUACCCCUUUUUGGGUGGGAUAUUGUUUAUUUCUUCUGGAUCACUUUGUGUAGCAGCUGCGAACCGUCCAAAUCGUGGUUUGGUGAAAUGCAGUGUAGGAAUGAACAUCACAAGUGCUAUAAUGGCAUUAACUGGUAUCAUGCUCUAUAUAAGUGAGGUGGUCGUCAACGUUUCGGCAUUUGACCCUAGAAUUAUGAUCGGUUUCGGUUGUGGCCUCUCUGUUGUGCUGUUCUUCUUCAGCAUGCUGGAAUUUUGCAUCGCUGUUUCAUUGGCUCAUUUCGGCUGCCAGGCAACUUGCUGUAGUGAUGCCCAGUAAACCAUGGUUUUUGUGCCUUACCAAGUCAUCGGAGAUGGAGAAGUUACAGCUGAACCAAAUCCACCUCCUCCACCCACCAAUUUAUGAUAACGUGGUUACCAAAUCUCAGUAAAACAAGAGCACCAGGAAGGAAAUGUGAGAAGAGUUGCAACAGAGGUUUCAGGAACAGCAAUGCAUUUACUUUAUUUUCUCCAGCUUGCUUGUUUAUUUUUCAAUUACAGCCUUUAAACACCAAAUUAAAUGGUGGCAAAUUUAAAAAUUGUUCGGUUUUACUUAAUAGUUAUAACACUAGAAACAAGAAUUCAUUGGCAUAUUCAUGAGGAAAUACACUCCCUGCAGUGGAUGAUGGAGGCUGUUUAUUACUCUCUUCUUUAUACCUACCCUCUGGAAUCAGCUGCCCCCAGACAUAAGGAGAAUCCAAGACCUCGGUGCCUUCCGCCGUGCCCUUAAAACUUUCUUUUUCCAGCAAGACGGGCUGGCUUAAAAAAAUUUUUUUUUAAAUGUUUUUUAAUUGGUUUGUCACUUUUUAAAUUAUGGGGCCAAAUAGAUAUAUAUUCUUUUAAUUGUUUUUAAUGUUUGUAUUUUAUGUUUCUUAUUUGUGGCUGUACACCGCCCUGAUUCCUCCGGGAGAAGGGUGGUAUAUAAAUUCGAAAUAAAUAAAAUAAAUAAAUAAAUACUACCUGCAUGAGCUAGAAAGAGGACUGUGUAAAUAUGUACAGACUUCUCACAUGCUGGACAUAAACUCUUUCAACUUCUUCCCUCAAGAUGACGCUAUAGGGCAUUGCACACCAAAACAACUAGACACAAAGGUAGUGUCAGGUUUCGGUGUCGUCUCAAAUAAAUUGCAUUUCCAAACAAAUAGUCUUUGAUGAAAUCUUUCAUUUACUAAGCCUGACAAUCUGUCCCCCGACUCCAUUGUAGCCAACACUGACUUCCUGACCCCAAACCUUCCCUUUCCGUUCCCCAAUUCUCUGUGUCUCAUUGGUCAUCUUCCAAAUCACUCUCCCCAUAUCUACUACUUCAGGUCCCAGGAAUGUCCCCCCUCCCAUCCCAUCUCCUAGGGGAUAUUAUCUUCAGGGAAAAUAAGUAGGCGAAAAGUCAAGCGUCUUCUUGCCAGCUGCCCCCUCUUCUCCUCCUUAUGUCAGCACUGGAACGAAUGUAGUUUGGAGUGGUGACAGGUAGUUUUUCCUCCCAUGCCAUCACUCUGCUAAACAACUAAUUCCCACAACACUGUCAAACUACCUAGUAGAGCUCUAUUACUAUUAUCCUGCUCAUCUUUCCUAUUACCUACUGUGUUUCCCUGAAAAUAAGAUCCGGUCUUCUUUUCUUGGCUGUUCCAAAAUAAGCAUUAGGGAACUUCUGGUUGGCGUCGCUGGGACACAGACGGGGAAAUGGCGAGCUCCGCUGAGCCCUGCCAAAUCCCCUCUGCUAAGCUGCCGUCGAUAGGUCUGCGGACCUCCCCUGUCUUGUAGGGACAGGGGAACAAGAAGGAACGCCUUGGGCGGCCGAGAGGAACAGGCAGGUUCCUCGGGGCCGGAGGCUUCUCCUUCACGCCAGCAGCAGCGGGACGGCAGCCAUUGUGGCUGCCCUGAAACUGCGGCAACCGGGAACAAGGAUUGUGCUGGAGGAAGAAGAUGAAGAAAGAGCAAAAAUCAAGAAGCCGGGUGAGUGACACCAACCCAGGCAAUAACGUACCUAUUUAGAAUUAUUGGAAAAUAAGACCCCAAAAUUAAAAGCAGCUGUUGGACUGCGGGGCUUAAAGAUUGAAAAGGAAAAAAAAAUGGGUAAAAGACCCAAAUUGAAUUUUGUUGCAGUAAACUUAAACUGGAUGAUUUGGUAUUAAUAAAUUUCUGAAAUUUGACUGUGCCUUUAACUGGAGUGGAGAGGAGAAAUAGAUAUUCCUGAGAAUUAAUGCCUCUAAAAGAAAAUGAAGCUAAUGAAGAUAGAGAAAUAGCCAUGGAGUCUGCAGUGAUUUAAACAGAGAAGUGGAUUAAAGAGAAUUCCCUUUCUGGGUGGAAAAGAAACAUGUUAAUUGGCUUUUUACCUUGGAUUACUUGAAAUUAAUAUUGGAUAUAAGGAUUUUGGAGAUUCCUACUCUGUCCCAGAUGAUUUUAAGAAAGAAGAAAGAAGAAAGAAAGAACAUUUUGGAUUUUAACAAUGGAGACUGACAAAACUAGGUGUGGCAUAGUUAACAAAGACAGGAAG
Molecule: messenger RNA, 3144 nt
Organism: Pantherophis guttatus
Lineage: Eukaryota; Metazoa; Chordata; Lepidosauria; Squamata; Colubridae
Product: membrane-spanning 4-domains subfamily A member 8-like
Biological process (GO): cell surface receptor signaling pathway
Cellular component (GO): plasma membrane
Source: RefSeq, a predicted model, not a curated record